AUGGGUCGCUACGACUUCCGCCCCCUCCGCGUCCGCCAGACGGCAAAAGCCCUCUUCGACGCAAAACGAGACCCCGUCCUACCCCAAUGGUACGAUGUACUCGGCAACAUACCACCCGGCGAGACGCUCGCCCGCCCCGUCCUGCGCGUACCCAAGAUGCGCAAAGCACGAAAAGCCAGCAAAUUAUUCAAACCACUCCCCAUCGUCUACCCCGAAGAUAAACUGCGAUCAGAAUUCUUCGGCGAACACCCCUGGGAACUGGCACGCCCGAGAUUAGUCGUUGAGGACAGUGGAAACGACGCCAAGCAUUAUGAUUGGAGUAAGAUUGAACAGCCGGGCAAGCAACUGGAUGGUGAGAGUGUCGUACAACGACAACUGUGGCUAAUGAAACACGCCUCCCUCUCCAAAGCCUCCGCCUACGACCUCGCCCGCCGCGAGUUCUACAAACACCGCCAUCUAUCCGAAAUCCGGCAACGAAUCGCAAAAGAAGAAGCCCAACACGUGGGCGCUUACUUUGGUAAAGGGCCUCUGGAGAUUGGAAUGGAGCUCGAGGACCGCAUGUGGGAGAACUGGAAGAACUGGGCCACUAAGCAGAUUGAUGAUGAGCAGGCUAUGCGCGCGCAGAUGUUUAGUGGACAGCAGGAUGAGGGGCUGGGUGCGGGCGCUGAAAUGACAAAUUCAGAGUAUGAUACUGCCGUGGAGGAGCUGCAGCCGGUUGUGCCGAAUAAUCCACAGGGGCAGAGGCCGAUGGGCGGUGUGGUGGCGCAUCCAUGA
Molecule: messenger RNA, 774 nt
Organism: Pyrenophora tritici-repentis Pt-1C-BFP
Lineage: Eukaryota; Fungi; Ascomycota; Dothideomycetes; Pleosporales; Pleosporaceae
Product: mitochondrial 37S ribosomal protein mS23
Cellular component (GO): mitochondrial small ribosomal subunit
Molecular function (GO): structural constituent of ribosome
Source: RefSeq, a predicted model, not a curated record